UAAGACGAUGGGAAACCGAUGACUCGACUCGAAAUCUUCUGGCCCAGACUUGAAGGAUCACAAAAAGAAGGAUUCUCAAAAUCAGAAGAAAGAUCAACAGCCUGCUCCAAAGCCUGUGAUCAGCCCUUUUGAUGAAGAACUACAAAGGAAUAGGUUGAAGAUGUCAGAUAGACAUGUUCAUUCAGAAUUAGAGAGGAGUUCAAGUAACAUGCACUCCAAUGUGUCUAUGGCAGCAUUUGCAAAGCGUAAUAAUCAGAGUCCGAACGAUACAGCUGAUUAUAAUAAUCUUAAUGUUAUCUUAACCACAAGUAAUUAUUCUAAAGCUGGUGUCUCAUUCAGACCUAAAGACGCAAGUAUGAAUGAUACUAGUAGUCCGAGAAUCGCAACCUUUCUGAACCAGACUCAGUCUGGGCAGAUUAAAGAGUUGAGCAACUACUCUAAAGACCAGAGAUUCUCUGAUAACAAUUUUUCCAAGUCCAGGUCAAACCCAUUGUCGAGUCAGACUCCCUCAGAUCAUGUCAUCUUAGAAGAAGGAGAAGAAGAGAAAAUUCAUUUUUAGUUAUUAAUA
Messenger RNA from Moneuplotes crassus, 568 nucleotides. Lineage: Eukaryota; Ciliophora; Spirotrichea; Euplotida; Euplotidae. The record is from the annotation of a GenBank genome assembly.